Corylus avellana is the source of this 1845-nucleotide messenger RNA. RefSeq names its product Galactose oxidase/kelch repeat superfamily protein (gene HWS). Gene Ontology annotation, molecular function: protein binding. NCBI's taxonomy places the organism in Eukaryota, Viridiplantae, Streptophyta, Magnoliopsida, Fagales, Betulaceae. The record is from RefSeq and is a predicted model, not a curated record.
GUAAAAGCCACACAACUUCUGUUGGAAAACCGCCCUCCUCACUUCACUCUCUGCCCGUCGUUUUUGUUAUAUCAAAAAAAAAAAGCCAAGGGAACGACACUCGCACACAUACACACUCACUCUCUCUCUCUCUCUCUCUCUCUCUAUUGGGGUUGCCUAGGCGGGUUUAUCGGCCAAAUCUAAGCAACCCAUUUCUCAUUUCUAUGUCAUUUGAAGGGGAUUUUCCUAUAUAGUCCAUUUCCUUUCCUAUAUGUGCUUUAAUGCUUUGUGGAAGGUAGUGGGAUACUCCGUGUGAAAUAUGAAGAAAUUUUCUUUUCCUUGAUUUAGCAUUCACGGGCGUUAAAUCUGGAGGCUUUGGCCAAAUCUAGGGAGACCCUUUUGGUCAGUGACAGAAGAGAGGUUCUCAAACGAGGUUAUUGGCUUUAACCCCUCUUGGUCAUGGAGGGAGAAUCAUCAUGGAUCAACCAUAGUUUUGAUGACAUGAAAAGAGAGAUUGGAGAGUUUGAUUCAUUCUCAGAGCUGAAUGAUGAUGGCAAUCAAGAAGCUACUGGAGUUUCUCUGGAGUUGAUGCUGCCUGAUGAUCUGUUGGAACGGAUCCUAGCCUGUCUUCCCAUUGCAAGCAUUUUCAGAGCAGGUUGUGUGUGUAAAAGGUGGCAUGAGAUUGUUAGUUCGAAUAAGUUUUUUUGGAACUUUUCGAAUGUCUUGUCACAAAAACCAUGGUAUUUUAUGUUUACAAGCUCUGAAGAACCAACUGGUUAUGCUUAUGAUCCCAUCCUUCGGAAGUGGUAUGGUAUUGAACUCCCCCAAAUCAGGGCACCCGAUUGGUCCAUUGCUUCGUCGUGUGGAUUGGUUGGCUUCAUGGACACUGACAGUAGAAGCGAGCUAUAUGUCUGCAACCCUAUUACCAAAUGCUGGAAGAAGCUUGAGGAGCCCCCAGGUUUGAAAUUUCCUGAUUACAGUGCGCUUGCUAUCUCAGUGAACAGGAUAUCACAUGGUUAUAAUAUAACAGUAGUGAAAUCUAAGGAAGUCCCUGGAAAUUUUUUCCAGUGGGACAUCUCAAUUCAUAUUUAUGAUUCCGAAACAAUUAUGUGGACAACCUCUUUGACAGAGGUUUUAGCAGGGUGGAGAGGUGGUGAUGAAAGUGUGAUCUGUGAUGGGGUUUUAUACUUUCUGAUUUAUUCAACUGGGAGUGGUGGACCGGAAAAUCGUCAUGGCCUAAUUGCAUAUAAUCUUUCCAGCCGUUCUUCCCAUGGUUUGUUGAAAAGGAGUUUUAUUCCAGUACCUUGCCCUCUUACAUGCGGCCGUCUAAUGAGCCUAAAGGGGAAGCUGGUGAUGGUUGGAGGAAUUGGGAAACAAGAUAGGGCUGACAUUAUUAAGGGGAUUGGCAUCUGGGUUCUAAAUGGGAGGGAGUGGCAAGAGAUUGCACGUAUGCCUCAUAAGUUUUUCCAAGGAUUUGGGGAAUUUGAUGAUGUUUUUGCUAGCAGUGGUACUGAUGAUCUCAUAUACAUCCAGAGCUAUGGAGCUCCAGCACUUCUUAUCUAUGAUAUGAACCAGAAGCAAUGGAAAUGGUCACAAAAGUGCCCUGUGACAAAGAGGUUCCCACUUCAGCUCUUUACUGGUUUUUGCUUUGAACCCAGGCUUGAAAUUGCUCCCUAAUUUGUUUCACUCUAGGUUUAUGUGGUGUUAUUCAUGAAUGUCUUAGAUUCCCAUGGUUUUCUUUUGUUUUCAUUUGCCUUUAUAUUCAGUUAUUAUGAAAUUUGUAUUCGGAAAAGUUAUACACAAUGUAAAUGCAGAUAAAACUGCUUAUUCAUGAUUAUGGGGAAUAUCAUUCUUUGCAUUCAGAAA